UGGUUACCCUUUAAUAUUAGCUUAGUCAGACCUAUUAUAACUAUAGAUCUGAAGUGUACUGUUUUUGUCAGAUGUAUUUUUAUACUUAGUCUUGCCCUACUAUAUAUAUGAAUACAUACUGUGAAGCAGAAAGUUCCAACUGAUCUCAAAAUUACUCUGCCAAAUUUUAGACUCAUUCAUUUUCCCACACUGCAGUUUGCUUCUGUUGUAUGCAAUACACAAUUGUUUGACCUGGAGACACAUUGGAUAUAUUGCACAUAUUGGAUUCAUAUUUUGUGGAUUGCAUGCAUUCAUAAAUUAUAGGCUGCAAAUUCAUAGUCUAAAAGCAUGAUCAUGCUUUCAUAUUUUGGCGGCAUAAUUUGAAAUUUCAAUUUUAAUAACAAGGGCGUGUGCUGAAAAAUAAAAAGUAGGCGGGGUCUCUGAGGGGACGAAAAGAAUGCCUGGUAUUAGUUCUCGAAUAGGACAGGGACGACACGCCACAGUUGAGAUAGAACCCUACCACGGCUAUAGAGAAGGAAGACUCAACCCUCUGGUAACAAGAAAAGCCCAACCAAUCCUCCGUUCACCAGUACGGAGCUUACUCUCAUCACUGAUAAGGCAGCCAAGGAGAAAGAAAAUGGCGACCCGGGUACAGCAUUUACAGGAAGACUUGAAUGUAAGCGGUGUGGACUUUGGGUCUGCCUUUGAGAUGGCUACCGAAUGGGCCGAGGUGGUUUUCUUUCAUCAAGGCUUUGGCACGUCAUCAGUAUUGAGUAUACAGGGAUGGAGAGAUAAUACAGUUGGUGUUAGUAUCACACCUGACUGGCAGCCUCCUUCCCCUGUCCUCUCUACUGGGACUACCUCUCGAAACCCAAAGACCCUACUUAAGUCACGGCUUGUUCAAGUACCGCUCUACUGUAAUUCACAUGGAGGAGGAGCGUCAGAGGAAGAUGAAGAGGAGGAAGAUGAUGAUGAUGACGAUGAUAAUGAUGAUGAUGAAUCAUUUCAAACUUCCUGGGCCCCGCCUCCUGCACCUGUUCCCGCUCCAGCUCCUAAGCCCCUCCCUCUUUUCACACCUUCAUCGCCUUUAAGUGUGUGUAAUAUAAAACAUUUAUUAUCAUCAGAGAAAUUUCAGCAAUUACCGAAAUCAGCGCAAGCCAAGUUAAUAAGUUAUCUUCCUCCUUCUGACAUUCACCAUUUAUCUGAAAAUCCAUCAAAUGGUUUAGAUUCAGUACUAAACAAUGAAUACAUAAGUGCUGCCCUCAGAGAAUGGCAGGACAGACUAGCACUAGGUACCCUCCACCGGAAAAGAUCACGGACUCAGUCUGAUCUGACGCCAUCAUGGAAAGAACGCUUUUACGAAGAAUACUGGGGAGAGAUGAAGAAAAGAGGCAAGCCCUCAGAUAAAGACCAGUCCUUGUUCUAUCCAUCAAACUCACUUACUCCUCAGCAAACUCUUGUCCAUGAUUCAAUAUUCUCUCCACCAACUCCAAACCCCGCCCCUGUCCCCGCCCCUCUACCAACGACUGCACCAUCUCUCCCUCCACCGAAACCAACAGCACCGCUCCCUGUACAGCUCCCAUUAAAAGCAUACACGGUUCACUGCUCCAGUCAGCAGAUCCUCCAGGAACACUCGUACUGCAAUACCUCACCUUCAACCAUGAAAUCAAAACUGACAUUAAUAAUAGGCUCGAACUGUAACUGUAGACAGGGCCCGCUCCUUGUCUGUCACAAGUGUCACCAUUUGUAUCACAGUACAUGCGCUUCACAGGCACUCUGUCCGGCUUGCUCAAAGCGGUGAUUAUUAUUAUUAUUAGAGAGAUAUUAUUAUUGUAAUAUUAUUAUUAUUAAAUAUUAUGUUUUUCGUAAA
Messenger RNA from Amphimedon queenslandica, 1849 nucleotides. RefSeq lists its product as uncharacterized. Lineage: Eukaryota; Metazoa; Porifera; Demospongiae; Haplosclerida; Niphatidae. The record is from RefSeq and is a predicted model, not a curated record. The coding region runs from base 437 to 1780 and encodes 447 amino acids. The transcript is spliced from 4 exons.